Oncorhynchus keta (chum salmon) is the source of this 4580-nucleotide messenger RNA. Its product is annotated as disks large-associated protein 2. Gene Ontology annotation, molecular function: molecular adaptor activity. Lineage: Eukaryota; Metazoa; Chordata; Actinopteri; Salmoniformes; Salmonidae. The record is from RefSeq and is a predicted model, not a curated record. The transcript is spliced from 6 exons. Gene Ontology annotation, biological process: signaling. Gene Ontology annotation, cellular component: postsynaptic specialization; glutamatergic synapse. The coding region runs from base 635 to 3190 and encodes 851 amino acids.
CAACGCAAAGGACGGAAAAGGAAAAUAAGGAUUCAAUGAAAUAGAGAUAAACAUAAGACAUACUGUGAAUCUCUAGAGUCUAGAGAUAUAGGUAAAAAAAGGGGGUGGGGGGGUAUGUGGAGAUAUAGAACUGCAGAGUCCUGAAUCCAUUCAACAGGAAUUUCGUAGCCGUGUUUUGCUGUGUACCGGUAGAGCCUGUGGAACAGGCAGCGUGCGCCUCUGUCUCUCACACUGCUGCAGUGGAGUACACGCAGAGCCCAUCACUGCUCUUGGUGAUACACAGCACAGUACACCAGACGGGUCCUCCUGCCUCUUCUCCUCUCCUCUUCACUCUAUUCCUCUGAGGGCUUGGAUAAAAAAAAGAAACGGAAGGAAGGAAGGAAGAGUGGGAUCUUCUUUUUUUUUUUUUUUUUUUUUUACCCACCGGAGCAGACUCUUUUCUCAGAUCUGAUCAGAAACACCACUGUCUGUGUCUCUGUAUGACUCUGCUUUCCUGUUAUCGAGUGAAAAAGCGACAUAUGUGCUCCGAUGUCUCCACAAUAUAGGCUCGCUGCAAGACCAGCAGUAUUCCCCUUGGUCCCCGUCUUGACACUUCGAUGAAGACAGACGCCUCCCUGUCCCCCCAGCCAGGAACAUGAAGGGCUUAUCGGGUGGCCGCUCCCAGCACCAGAUCCCCUCGCCCCAUGGGCUAGACCAGUUUGACCAUCCUCAAGACUUCCAUGGCAUGGGCCACCAUGGCGGAGCCUCUGAGUCGCGCCACUCCUCCUACCUGCUCAGCCCCACCGAGAGCUGCCCAAUGGACUACCACCACCGCUACUCACCACGCAGCUCCAUCCACUCUGACUGCAUGAUGAUGUCACCCGUCAUCAUGGCACCCUCGUCGGGUGUUGGUGGCGGCGCAGCCAUUGACCACAUCUCCAGCAGCACCUUCCCCAGAAUGCACUACAGCUCCCAGUACUAUGACUCGGCCACGCGGGAUGACUGCGCCGCCAUCACCGCCUCCGCCACCUCCCAUGUUGCUGCUGCCCCCACCACUUCAGCCUUGCAGUACCAGGGCAGCGGCAAGAGCAACCGCAUCCCGGCAAACCUGCUUGACCAGUUUGAGAAGCAGCUGCCACUGCACCGUGACGGCUUCCACACACUGCAGUACCAGAGGACGUCCACCACCACCACCACGGAGCAACGCAGCGAGAGCCCCGGACGCAUCCGCCACCUUGUCCACUCCGUCCAAAAGCUCUUCACCAAGUCCCAUUCCCUGGAGGGCUCAUCCAAGAUGAACGGAACCAAAGGUGACGGUGGAGGAGGGGGACACCACGGCGGCUCCCAACACAGCCACCACGGAGGCUCCAAGCAUGGCAGCAAGCGAAGUAAGAGCAAAGAGCGCAAGACGCACCGCUCGGGGGGUGCGGGCGGCUUCUGGAGUUCCGACGACAACCUGGACAGCGACAGCACCUACCGCACGCCCAGUGUCAUGAGCCGUCACCAUGGCGACCAUGCCCAUGCCGCCCACUGCUACCCGGACUCCAUGCACCACAGUCACUUUGGGGACCUGUCCCUCAAGACCUCCAAGAGCAACAACGAUGUCAAGUGCUCAGCAUGUGAGAGCAUGGCCAUGACUCCGGAGGGGAAGUUUAUGAAGAGGAGCUCCUGGUCCACGCUGACCGUCAGCCAGGCCAAGGAGGCCUACAGGAAGUCCUCCCUCAACCUCGAGAAACCCAUGAUGCACACAGACCUCAAGCCCUCGCUACGGGCCUGUCACUACCUACAGGUGCCUCAGGAUGAGUGGAGUGGAUACCCAGAGGAUGGGGACCAGGACGAGGAGAUCCCGUGUCGGCGGAUGCGCAGCAGCAGCUACGUCAAAGCCAUGGGAGAAGAAGACAACGACUCUGGUGGUGAAUCUGAUGGCAGCCCCAAGACCUCACCCCAGAAGGCCAUCCGACCCGACGCCCUCGUCCUCAAGUCAGCUAUGCAGAGACCCCACAUAGAACCCCAAAGUCAGAGCUACCACUUGCAAACCACCCGAGACAUGAUGCGGCCCCAUCCCAGUGUCACCCUGGACCCAGCCACCAACUACCCCCAACACCAUAUACCCCUCGGCCCUCAGUUCCGAUCCCGGAACCAGAGCUACAUGCGCGCGGUUAGCACCCUCAGUCAGGCAAGCUGCGUCAGCCAGGUGAGUGAGACUGAGGUCAAUGGCCAGUUUGAGUCAGUUUGCGAGUCCGUUUUUAGCGAAGUAGAAUCCCAGGCCGUGGAGGCCUUGGACCUGCCUGGCUCGUUCCGCACUCGAAGCCACAGUUACCUGCGUGCAAUUCAGGCUGGGUAUUCCCAAGACGACGACUGCUUGCCUUCAAUGACAUCCUCCACUGUCACUUCAACUCUCAGAUCCACAACAGAGGGAUAUGAUGUGCUGGAAGGCACUUCUUUGCUAAACGAGGACAUGAUAGAAGACGACGACGGGGCCAGCUCCUCGGCCUAUGUGGAGUUGGAACGUCUGGAGAGGGAGAACGCUGUAGCUCGCAGCCAGCACAGCACAAGCUCCACUGUAACAGCCAUCUCUGUCCCCCUGACUUCACCACCUGCCUACCAGAUCCCUGCUGCCCCCUCCAUUGCCGCCCCCGAUCCCCCCAUACCUCAGGCCAUCCAGGCCUUUAAAGAGUCUGCCAACAUGGUGGCCGCCUUCAACAUGCAGUGGAAAGACGAGAUUUCGGCCAUGCGCUACGAACUGGCCGAGCUGCGCAGGGACGUGUGCGGCGAGCUCAAGACCUUCAACAGCAACUUCUUCAAUUUCACCCAGUGCUACAACAUGUGGACGCUGUGCCGUGAGAGCGCAAGUGACGGCUCAACACAGACCGGGGACCGGGUGUCUGUGGGCAUCCAGGCUGGCACCAGCGGGCUCUUCAGGCAGAACACAGAGGACAAGUCUGUCAUGUGCCAGCCGGAACCAGCUGCUUUUAGAAUUACAGACCUGAUGGACCCUCCCCGCAUUGAGAUAGCUGGGGACUCAACGCCAGAGGAGGGUGCAAGCAGCCCUGCUAGCUCCCAGCCAUCGGACAAUUCCGCAACGUGGGACAACAAGAAGCAGAAGACCCGCAAGCGCUCUUUGGGCGGUGGCCGCAGGAGUGCCAGUCUGGAACUGUGGAGUAGGAAGUACACCAGUGGGCCCAUGUCAUACCUGUCAAUGUCAUUCUAAUCAUUCCCAUACCACCCAAAUUAAACAAAACACAUGGGUUUCCCCUUGAUAACAACCCCUAGAGAACCAGAGCCGGAGCCAAAAAAACAAUUUACUUAUGUAGAGAUCUACAGGGCCUUCAGAAAGUAUUCAUAACCCUUGACUUAUUCCACAUUUUGUGGUGUUACAGCCUGAAUUCAAAAUGGAUUAAACAGAUUUUAUUUCACACAAUGAAAAUGUAUUGAAAAUUCAAUACAGAAAUAUAUCAUUUACAUAAGUAAUCACACCCCUAAGUCAAUAGUUUGUGGAAGCACCUUUGGCGGCUUCAACUUUUAGUUGUCUCGACUAUGUUUGUAUCAGCUUUGCUGAUUCUUCCUUUCAGAUUUCCUCAAGCUCUGUUUAGUUAGAUGGGGAGCAACGGUGAACAGCAAUCUUCAAGAUUUUCCACAGCUUUUCAAUGGGCUUUGGCUAGGCAGCUCACGAACUUUCACAUUCUUGUUCUGAAGCCAUUCCAGCGUUGCUUUGGCUGUAUGCUUGGGGACAUUUAAGGUCAAUUGCACUCUGAAGCAGGUUCUCAUUGAGGAUUUGCUUGUAUUUCACUCCAUUAAUUGUUCCUUCUAUCCUUAGCCGUCUCCCAGUCCCUGCCUCUGAAAAGCAUCCACAUAGUGCUUUGCAUUCAGGCCAAAGAGUUCCAUUUUUGUCUCAUCAGACCACAGAAUCGUUUGCCUUAUGAUCUCAGAGUCUUUCACGUGCCUUUUUGCAAACUUCAACUGUCAUGUGCCUUUUUCUCAGGAGUGGCUUCCGUCUAGCCACUCCCAUAAAGCCCAGAUUGGUGAAUUACUGUAAAGACUGUUGUCCUUCUGGCAGGUUCUCCUAUCUCAGCCAAGGAACUCUGUAGUUCUGUCAGAGUGAUCAUUGGGUUCUUGGUCACCUCUCUGAUCAAGGUCCUUCUUGCCCGGUUGCUCAGUUUGGUCCGACGGCCAGCUCUACACUGGGUCUGGGUAGUUCCAUAUUUUUUUCCCAUAUUCAGUUUCCCAAUGAUGGAGAACACUGUGCUCUUGAAAACUUUCAACAAAUUGUUUUAUACCCUUCCCCAGAUAUAUGCCUCAUCGCAAAUCUCGGCGAUCUAUGGACAGUUCUUUGGACUUCAUGGUAUAGUUUCUGCUCUGACAUGCACUGUCAACUGUGGGACCUUAAAUAGACAGGUGUGUUUCUUUCUAAAUAUGUCCAAAUUAUUUCAUUGGCCACAGGUGGACUCCAAUCAAGUUGUAGUGACAUCUCAAGGAUGGUCAAACGAAAUUGGAUGCACCUGAGCUCAAUUUAGUGUUAUAUAUACAUUUCAAUACAUUUGCAAAAAUGUCUAAAAACGUGUUCACUUUGUAAUUAUGGAGUAUUGUGUGUAGAUGGGUGA